AUGCUUCUUAGCAUCGAGGCUGCCGGUUAUCCAGGUGUCCCUGUUAUAUUUACCACCUCGCAACUCGCCGGCUGGAAGAAGGUCACUGAUGCAGUGCACGCCAAGGGAGGUUUCAUUCUCUGUCAACUUUGGCACGUUGGUCGUGCGACUGUUCCUUCACUCACCGAGGGCAAGCAGGCUGUCAGUGCGAGCGAUAUUCCCAUCAGUGGCAAUGGCAUGGAGGGCACCGAGUACGCGGCUUCGCCUCCUUAUCCGAUGACUGUAGAGGAGAUUCAAGAACUCGUCAAGGAGUAUGCGGCUGCUUCUAAACGGGCCAUUGAGGCCGGAUUUUGA
Molecule: messenger RNA, 333 nt
Organism: Penicillium maclennaniae
Lineage: Eukaryota; Fungi; Ascomycota; Eurotiomycetes; Eurotiales; Aspergillaceae
Exons: 2
Coding region: 1-333 (110 amino acids)
Molecular function (GO): FMN binding; NADPH dehydrogenase activity
Source: RefSeq, a predicted model, not a curated record